Messenger RNA from Paramecium sonneborni, 2129 nucleotides. The record is from the annotation of a GenBank genome assembly. NCBI's taxonomy places the organism in Eukaryota, Ciliophora, Oligohymenophorea, Peniculida, Parameciidae.
AUGACUCUUUCUCAUACUAUUUAGAAUUAAGAAGACAUUUAAAGUUUAAAGUCGGAGCAUUUAUAAAUUUUUAUUUAAACAUCUGAAUAGGUUGUUUUAGAUAAAAUUGAAUGCAAGAAUUUAAUUCUAAUUGUGGAGUAUGAUUUAUAUAUUUAUAUUUUUUAGGGGAUUUUUAAACUAUAAGCAUUAUGCUUCUUUAAUUUUAUCAUUAAAUCACUUAAAUUUGAGCAGUUUUAAAUUGAAAUAUGGGUAAUAUGUAAUAUCAGAUAAAAUAGUGCAAAUAAUUAAUUUUCAGAUGAUGAUGCUAGAAUUUUAGCUAAAUUUAUUUUAAAUUAGAAAAGCCUUGUAUCUCUAGAUAUUCAUUUUGAUUUAAAGAAUCCAUUAAAGUAAUUAUAACCAAUUUUGGAAGCAAUUAAAAUUCAUGAAAAUAAACUUAUGCAUUUAAAAUUAAAUUUUGAGUAAGUACUAAAUAUUUUAAUAGAGAUGAAUUACCAUUAUGCUUUAAGGAUUUAUAAUUUAUUACAUCUAGAAAAUUAUAGUCCAUUUCUUUAUAAAUUGGAUAAGGAGUUUGUCUAGGUUAAAAUUGGUCUCAUUUUGAAAAUUAUUUAGAAGAUUCUAUUUUGAGUGAGCUUUCUUUAUUUAUAAGUCCAUUUAAUAAAUUAGAUAAAUCAUUUCAUUCUUUUUUUAAAUGGUUAGAAUCAUAAACUAAGAUUGAAAAGUUAAAUAUAACUAUAGGUGCUCAAACUGAUUUAGAUAAAUAAGCACUCACUUAAUUAGGUUUAGCAUUAUAAAAAAUAGAAAAUUUAAAAUAUCUUAAUUUAAUUUUACAUGACACCAGAAAUUUAUCAUAACAUUCUUUUGAUCAAAUUGUAAAAUCAUUAGGAAAAUUAGAAAAUUUGAAUUUAAAUUUAGGGUAUAAAUAUAUUUCUAAAAUGAUAGAAAUAAUUAUGGAAUUAACAAUUAUGAUAUUUUAUACAAAGAAGUGAAAAAUAUUUCAUCUGUUAAAUUGUCAUUAGGAGCUCAUCAUAAAUUUAUUUCACAAGAAUUAUUUUUAAAUUGCAAUAUUAAGAUAUUGGAUAUAAAAUUGUUAAAAGGAUGUACAAUAAAGCAAGGAAGCUUUAAAUCUAUUGAAAGCUUUCUUGAAAAAACAGAAAAAUUGAUUAUAGAGUUAAGUGAUGGAAAAGAUUGUUCAGAUUUAGAUUUAAUAGAUUUGAUAGGUCAAAUAACUCCCAAUUGUGAUAUAAGAUUAAACACAAACACCUAAUAUAUAAGAAAAGUCAAAUAAACAUUGUAAAUUUAAUUGGAUACAAUUCAAUCUAUAAAAGUAUUGUUUAAUACUUUAAGUUAAAAAAUGGAUUUAUUUUAAAAUUUAAAAAUCUUUAUAAAAUCUACUAGCAUAGAAUAAGAAUCAAUCGAUCCUAUUAUAAAAUAAUUAUAAUAAUCUCAAUUAAAAGUUUUAAGCCUGAUAAUAAAAAAGAUAAAUAAUUUUAAGUGCAACUAAAUGAUUGAUUUUUUUUAAUAAAUAGUGAUUUUGAAAUAAUGGACAUUCCUAUCGAUUGAAGUUAUGUAAAAAUGUAUAAUGUAAUUAUAUGGAAAAUCAGUGGUGAAUCAGUAAGUAAAUUUUUAAGUGCAUUCAGGAUUGAAAUUAGGAUAGUAAGGAAUGGAAUAUAUAGCAAAAUCAUUAAAAAGUAUAAACAUUACAAAGUUAAGAUUAACGAUAUUGUAAAUAUAAUAUGUAUCAUUGAAUUAGAUUAGAUAAUUCUUUGAAUGAGUAGGGAUUGAAACAAAUAACAUUGGCUUUGUUAAAUAGUGUAAAUUUAUAGAAAGCAUCCCUUUAGAUUUUGGAUUCUAAUUAAUAAUUAUAAUAGUAUAUGAGUAAGAUGUAAGCGACGAUAAAUUAAUAUAUAAAAGAUAAGACUAAACUGUAGAAAUCUUAUUGUUUGUUUUUAUAAAAAGAAUUAAAUAAUAAUAAUAAAUAGAUAUCAUAGUAGAUGCUUGUAGGAGUGGCAGAUUACUUGAUUGAGGAUGUAGUUUUACCAGUUCCAGCUGCAGGAUAAUAUCAUAAUCAAUAAGGAGGAUUUGGAUCAAGUUGGAAUCCAUAAUAAAUAGUAGAAAUAUUUGGUUAAUGA